This is a messenger RNA of Gadus macrocephalus (Pacific cod), 4169 nucleotides long. It is a transcript of the gene syt4, whose product is annotated as synaptotagmin IV. Gene Ontology annotation, cellular component: axon; synapse. NCBI's taxonomy places the organism in Eukaryota, Metazoa, Chordata, Actinopteri, Gadiformes, Gadidae. The record is from RefSeq and is a predicted model, not a curated record. Gene Ontology annotation, biological process: regulation of calcium ion-dependent exocytosis; vesicle fusion; calcium-ion regulated exocytosis. Gene Ontology annotation, molecular function: phosphatidylserine binding; clathrin binding; SNARE binding.
AAUUCUCCCUCUCCUUCUCUCUCGGUCGAGAUGUUCCCCGGCUUAGUUAAGAUAUAACUCUUCAUUGGAACAGCACACAGACAAAUUGAUAGACCGAUCGAUAGCUGAUAGUUGGAAUGAUUGAUUGGGGAAAUCAGGAUGUCUGUCGUAUCGGUAGGCCUUCUGCUUUAAGGAGGGGGGGGGGGGGCUUUCACCGCCAGCCAUCGUCACGAUUGCGUCAGUGUUGAUGAACUCUGCUGCGUUAGCUGAGAGAGAGAGAGAGAGAGAGAGAGAGAGAGAGAGAGAGAGAGAGAGAGAGAGAGAGAGAGAGAGAGAGAGAGAGAGAGAGAGAGAGAGAGAGAGAGAGAGAGAGAGAGAGGGAGAGCUAGAGAGAGAGAGUGAGAGAGGUGGGAUCGGGGUGGUGUCGGCUAAGGCGUCUUAGAGACAGCAGCAGCGUUGACAACAGCAGCAGCUUCCAUUUCGCCGGAAAACCAAACCAAACUAAACGAACGGAAUAUAGAGCAAGCGAGCGAGCGAGCGAGAGAGAGAGAUACAGCGAGCGGGGGAGAGAGUCAUUCUGGAUAAACGGAUUAUUUUCUGGGGGUACCUUGCCACCGAGACAAGGGCGUUGACAUCGUUCUAGCGGAGAGCGAACGCUCCGUCGCCCGGCCGCAGCAGCAGCAGCAGCUUCAGCACCUUGGACAGAGCUCCACAAUGGCUCCUAUGGACGAGGGUGGGGCUCCCAUCGGUAGCGUGCCGAUGGGCGUCACCGUGGUGAGCGUGUUCGGCCUGGUCUUCACCGCCUCGGCCUUCGCCUGGAUCUGCUGCCAGCGCAAGAACAACACCAAGUCCCAGAAGACACCUCCCUACAAGUUUGUGCACAUGCUCAAAGGGGUGGACAUCUACCCCGAGAGCCUGGGCGGCAAGAAGAAAUUCGCCAACGCCGACGCCGACGCCGCCGAGGCGGGGAAAACCGACGUCAACGGGAACUGCCACGCCCCCUCCCCCCCGCUCCCGGCCGCCUCCCCCAACGGCUCCAGACCCGGCCUCCACCUGGACCUGGAGAACCGGGAUCUGAACGGCAACUUCCCCGACCAGGCCACCUACAACCAGCAGAAGGUCCGCAGCUCCCCGGACCUGGAGCCGCCCCUCGCCCCCGCCUGGGGUACGGCCGGCCCGGGGCGACGGACCGCCGCCGCGACGCGCCCUCCCCCCUCCAGCUCCCUGUCCAGCCUGGCCCCCACCCCGGCGGCGGCCCCGCUGGACAACCGCCCCCCCCAGGGGGAGGUGGAGGCCCCGGCCGGCAUCGGGACGCUGCACUUCUCCCUGGAGUACCAGGCCGAGAGGAAGGCCUUCGUGGUGCACAUCAUGGUACGCCACGGCCUGACCCCGACCGACGAGCAGACGCUGACCUCCGACCCCUACAUCAAGCUGACCCUGCUGCCCGAGAAGAAGCACCGGGUCAAGACCCGCGUGCUCCGCAAGACCCUGGAGCCGGCCUUCGACGAGACCUUCAGCUUCUACGGCGUGGCGGCGGCGCGCGUGCCCGAGCUGGCGCUGCACUUCAACGUGCUGAGCUUCGACCGCUUCUCCCGCGAGCGCGUCAUCGGCGAGACCCUCGUCCCGCUGGCGGGACUGGACCUGUCGGAGGGCCGCGUGCUCAUGAGCCGGGAGAUCGUCAAGAGGAACGUCAAGAAGUGCGGGGGCCGUGGUGAGCUGCUGCUGUCUCUGUGCUACCUCACCAGCAACACUCUGACCGUGGUGGUGCUGAAGGCCCGGCAGCUGCCCAGAACCGAGAACAACAAUGGACCCAUAGACCCCUACGUCAAGGUAAACCUGUACCAGGGGAAGAAGCGGGUGAGCAAGAAGAAAGCGCACGUGAAGAAGUGCACGCCCAACCCCGUGUUCAACGACGUCUUCGUCUUCGACCUGCCGUCGGACGGCGGCCUGCGGGACACCAGCGUGGAGCUGCUGCUGCUGGACUCGGAGCGGGGCGGCGGCGGCGGCGGCGGCGGCGGCGGCGACUCGCACGGCUCCAAGCCCGUCCUGGGACGGCUGGUGCUGGGCACCGACGCGCCCGGCACCCCCGGCCAGCACUGGAGGGAGAUCUGCGAGCACCCGCGCCGGCAGAUCGCCAAAUGGCACGCCAUGCUGGAGGACUAACGCACAGGACGCCCCCCGUCGGUCCUGUUUACCGGGGUUUUCCAUUCGCAGUGGGGGGUGGGGCGGGGUCGGGGGGGAUGGGGGGGGGGGGGGGGGGUGUCUCUCGAAGUAUGGACGGAUCUGGGGGAUUCCGUUUUGGACAUUUGAGGGUCUGGGAGGGAAAGGGAGGAGAGUUGUGCUGGACUUUAUUACUGGAUUUGCAUGGUGUGUGCCAAAUACAUAUAGCCCGUCAGUCCGUCAGUCCGACAGUCAGUCAGUCAGUCAGUGAGCCAAUUAACCAAUCAACAAAUCAACCAAUAAACCAAUCAACCAAUCCAUCUGUCUACGCGAUCAGUAGACCUGAAUUCCGAGCGGAAGCGGGCGAUUGGACGGACAGCGGCUUUAACCAAUCACAGAGACUGCCCGCCCGUGAAAUUCUCCCGGUAACACGCACACACCUCGUCUCCAAGGCAACGGUGGAAUUGUCACGGCAACCGCGCACAGUGCAGAAUUGUCUUGAGUGUUGGCUGGCGUUCUCAUUCUUCUUUGUACUCUGUGUGUCUCUCUCUACUUUCACCCGUCUCUGCUUAUUCCUCCUCUCUCGCAGUGGAACUUUUACUCUUAUAAAUACAUUUAUGUGUCAAGAACGACCGGGCUAAAAGAAAGUGGUCGAUUCAACUUUAUUUUAUAAAGACCGUUUUUUCUUUUUGUAACAUAGGUGAUAAUAUUUUUCUUUUUUUCUUUUUUUGUUUUUCAUUUUGUACUCCUUACUGUAGAUUUCCUAAGUACACGUUCAGAUGUAUUUCUAAGUGUUUGUGAUGAAGAGGGCCAACCACGUCGGAGUGGGCGUCGGCAACGCGGACAGCUUGUGUGUUUUCUAUCUGUUACAGCGUUGCUUGUGUGUGUGUUCGUGUGUGUGUGUGUGUGUGUGUGUGUGUGUGUGUGUGUGUGUGUGUGUGUGUGUGUGUUUGUGUGUGUGGGUGAGAGUAUGUGUGUGGAUUAGUGUGUGCGCUCCUAUCUAUGUGUGUAUAUGCAUGAGCAUAACAUGGUGAGUAGAUAGCAUCCCUGUGUGUGGGUGUGUGUGUGUGUGAGUGUGUGCGUGUGUGUGCGUGUAUGUGUGCGUGCUUGUGUGUCUGCGUGGGUGUGAUUGUGUGGGAGCAAGAUACUGUAGAUUUUGUUGUCCCUUUACUGUGAGCACAAAAAACGGCUAAAAUGUACCUGUAUGUACCUUACUAUAAAACAUGGCAAGUUGAGAAAAAAGAGAUGACUGUGUUUUUUAAUCCUUCCUCCCUAAUGUUUAGGUGUGUGUGUGUGUGUGUGUGUGUGUGUGUGUGUGUGUGUGUGUGUGUGUGUGUGUGUGUGUGUGUGUGUGUAUGUGUGUAUGUGUGUGUGUGUGUGUGUGUGUGUGUGUGUGUGUGUGUGUGUGUGUGUGUGUGUGUGAUGCUCAUGAGUUGGCCCUUGGGAGUUCGAAAGCCAGAGCAUUAAUUGUUAAACAUACACACAUGCAUUAAAAAAACACAGGCAAGUGUAUGCGUGCGUUAAGUUACGUGUGUGUGUGCGCGCGUCCGUGCCUGUCAUUCUGCAGGCCUCAGUUUAAGAAGGUCAUAACUGAAAGUACUUUGUUGUCGGGGCCCAUGAUGUCAUCCUGGGAUGGCAUCAUCGGGUUCCGUUCUGGCUGGCAGGCCGGUGAUGUCAUCCCAGAUGAGGGAGGGGCCUUGGCGAGGUCACGUGACUCCAUCUAAUGGGUGACUCAGCUUCAAUGCUCUUACGGUGAUGGGGAACGGCGGAGAUUCCUGGAACAACAUUGUAUAACCCAAUAUUUUAUGCAUUUUAUAUUUCGAAUGCCCUGUGAGCAGUGACGAUGCAAUGCAAUAGUUAUGGUGAGCGUUUUAAACGUAUUGCACUCGCUUAAACAAAAAUUCAACGAAUGACAAAGGCCUCGAUUCAAUUAAAAUCCAUUCUGCACGGUCAUGGUGAUCGAGAAAGAAAAGCAGAUCCAGCGAGAUGUGACGCGGGAGCGAGAGCAUCACUCCGUCACUCCAUCACUC